AUGAACAGCCCUUCGAAGCGCAGAAAGAAAAAUGAUGGAUCGGGACAGCCGGUGCGCGGCUUGGACUACUUCUUUGCAAAGCAAGCGGCGAAAGCGACACCCAAGCAUGCGCCUACGAAUACUGCCAGCACUGAAGCGCCCGCAGAGCAAGAUUACUCGGGACUGACGGACGAAGAGCUGGCGCGGAAACUGCAGGAGCAAUGGGACAAGGAGGACCGGGAGAGAAGCCAAAAUGCGGCGCCCGUCAGCUCAAACGAGCUGUAUGCCGAGCCCGAGGAGUCUACUGCGACCGACAAGGCGAAAGAGGUUUCACAGUCUAAAUCACCAGAUCGCGAUGAGGCUGUGGAUGAAAGACCCAAACUUGUACCCCCGACGGCGAAGAACACACUCACGCUACAAUCAACCGCCUCGGAAGAAGACACAAUAACCGCAAACAUACCGUUCGACCAGAGCCCGCUUGAGUUCGACCCCGCGGAAUACAUACCCGACCUACAAAAGCACUGGGUAGCAGAUGGAGGCCAUGCAACGUAUGCGCUGCUGACAAGAUGCUUCAUAUUGAUAAACGGCACCACGAGCCGCAUCAAGAUUAUAGACACUCUUGUCAAUCUGCUACGGACCAUCAUCGAGAGCGACGCAAGCAGCCUGCUCCCCGCCGUCUGGCUCGCCACAAACGCCAUUUCGCCUCCGUACAUCGAUCUCGAGCUCGGGCUCGGGGGCUCUGCAAUCUCAAAGGCGCUGAAGAAGGUGUGUGGACUGGACAAUGCCAGCUUGAAGGCGCUGAGCAGCAAGCAUGGAGACGCGGGCGACGUGGCGUUUGAAGCCAAAAAGAAACAGUCGUUUACGCUGCGCAAACCAAAACCGCUGACCAUCAAGAGCGUGUUUGACUCGUUGGUUCGCAUCGCGAAUAGCAGGGGUCAUGGGAGUGUGGAAAAUAAACAGCGCAUUGUAGAGAGACUGGUUCAGGAUGCACGGGGCGCAGAGGAAAGCCGGUAUAUUGUGCGGACUCUGGUUCAACAUUUGCGGAUAGGCGCCGUCAAGACAACAAUGCUGAUUGCCCUAUCCCGAGCAUUCAUGCUGUCGAAGCCCCCAGGCGCCGAGUUUGAGACCCGCGACCGCAAGGCCCUGGCGAGACUCAAGAAAGAAGAGCUAGUCGAGAUUUACAGCAGGAACGAGGAGAUUGUCAAAGCGUGCUUCGCCCGCCGCCCAAACUACAACGAUCUCAUACCCGUGCUCCUCGAGAUUGGUGUCUGUGAAGAGCUGCUUGUGCGGUGUGGACUGGCACUCCACAUUCCACUUCGCCCAAUGCUGGGUAGCAUCACACGCGACAUGGGCGAGAUGCUGACCAAGUUGCAAGGCCGAGAUUUUGCGUGUGAGUACAAGUACGACGGGCAACGGGCGCAGGUGCACUGUGACGACAAGGGCAAAGUGACCAUCUUCUCGCGGCACCUCGAAGUCAUGACGGACAAGUAUCCCGACCUGGUGGCGCUGGUACCGAGGAUCCGGGGCGAGGGCGUGUCGAGCUUUAUCCUCGAGGGCGAAGUCGUAGCCGUGGACCGCGAAACAGGAGACCUCAGACCGUUCCAGACUCUGGCCAACCGCGCGAGAAAAGACGUCGUCAUCGGCGCCGUGACGAUUGACGUGUGCCUCUUCGCGUUCGACCUCAUGUAUCUCAACGGCGAAGAACUGCUCAACCGGCCCUUCAGAGAACGCAGAUCCCUCCUCCGCAGCCUGUUCGUCGAAAUCUCGCACCACUUUACAUGGGUCAAAAGUCUCGAUGCGACGUCCGCUGACGUCGAAGCCGUGCAGGCCUUUUUCCAAGGCGCGCUCGAUACCAAAUGCGAAGGCAUCAUGGUCAAGGUCCUAGAUAACCUGCCGAAUCCCGAUCUCGUGGCCGAAAUGGGCGACGAAGCGGGCCUCGUCGAAAAGACACCCUCGCUGCCUGCUACCCCCAAGAAAAAGAAGCCUGCAAAGUCCAAAGCGAAGCCCAAAUCUGCGGAUCCAGAUAAAGACGAUCAGAAGCCCUCUUCUGGACGCCGCAAAGCCCUGCUUUCAACGUACGAACCCGACAAGCGCCUCGACUCGUGGCUCAAGGUGAAGAAAGACUACAGCACCACAUCGGAAACCCUCGAUCUCAUUCCCAUCGCAGCGUUCCACGGCUCCGGCCGCAAAGCAGCAUGGUGGUCCCCGAUCCUGCUCGCCAUCCGCAAUGCCGAAACAGGGCAGCUGGAAGCAGUCACAAAAUGCAUGUCUGGCUUCACGGAUGCUUUCUACAAAGCCAACCGCGCAAAGUACGACCCUGAUGACCCGGAUUGCACUUCCGUUUUGCCGCGUCAGCCGCACUAUGUGGAGUAUAAUGGUGGGGCGGGCACCCCGGCUGUGUGGUUUGAACCACAGGAGGUCUGGGAGGUGGCGUUUGCGGAUUUGACCCUGAGUCCGACGUAUACGGCGGCGAUUGGGCUGGUGAGUGAGGAGCGAGGGCUGAGUACGAGGUUCCCGCGGUUUCUGAGAGUGCGGGAGGAUAAGAGCAUCGAAGAGGCCACGGAGGCGGAAGAACUGGCGAGCUUGUAUAGGAAGCAGGAGGCAAAGGCGCCGAACAAGGACGAAGUGAUGAAAGAGGUCGAGGAUGAAGACUUGGAGUAG
Molecule: messenger RNA, 2640 nt
Organism: Exserohilum turcica Et28A
Lineage: Eukaryota; Fungi; Ascomycota; Dothideomycetes; Pleosporales; Pleosporaceae
Exons: 1
Coding region: 1-2640 (879 amino acids)
Biological process (GO): DNA biosynthetic process; double-strand break repair via alternative nonhomologous end joining; lagging strand elongation
Cellular component (GO): DNA ligase III-XRCC1 complex
Molecular function (GO): DNA ligase (ATP) activity; ATP binding; DNA binding
Source: RefSeq, a predicted model, not a curated record